Molecule: messenger RNA, 1038 nt
Organism: Penicillium manginii
Lineage: Eukaryota; Fungi; Ascomycota; Eurotiomycetes; Eurotiales; Aspergillaceae
Exons: 1
Coding region: 1-1038 (345 amino acids)
Cellular component (GO): cytoplasm; nucleus
Molecular function (GO): protein binding
Source: RefSeq, a predicted model, not a curated record
AUGAUUCUAGACCCUGGAGCUGACGUCGAUGCUCAACUCACACACUACUACGCUGCACUACAAGCUGCUUGUGAAUGGGGACAUGGCCAUUCUGUGCAGUUGUUGCUAGAGCGCGGGGCCAAUACGAAUACAGAGGGUGAAAUUUAUGACAAAUUGCUACGGACUGCUUGUUUCAAUGGAGAUGAAAAGGUCUUACGGUGCCUCUUAAGUCACAGGACGGAGAUUCUGGCUGUUAUCAAUUCUGGCUCUUCAACAAUGACCAGACCCGCUGAAAAUGGCCACCGCACAGUGAUAAACCCUCAUGUCUCGAAUAGAGCGGAUAUUCAGAUAGUUGGUGGUCGAGGUUACCCGCCAAUCAUUAUAUCCUCGUGUUUUGGUCAUCUUCAGAUGGUAGAACUACUUCUUGAAAAGGGGGCUAGCGUCAAUUCAAUCAACAAAAGAGGUCAUACGCCUCUGCAUUAUGCCUCUGAAUACGGCUAUUCUAACCUGGUCAAUCUACUCCUCACACGACCGGAUAUUGUUAUCGAUGUUCAAGAUGACACUGGAAGGACACCUUUUUUCCUUGCUGCGGCCAGGGGGCAUGUCGAAAUAUUACAGAUACUUCUACGACAUAAUGCCUUUCCGAAUUUCAAAGACCGCUAUCAAAUGACACCCUUGUGCGCCGCUAUCCGAAACGCACAUGAGAAAACUAUCAAUUUUCUGCUUCCAUUGACCGGAGCUCCAAUUGACCCGGAAGACAACCUUGGCUACAAGCUAAUGUGGUGGGCGAGCAGAAGUGAACGCAGAAGUGUAGUUGAGCUCGUGCGCCAAUGGGUUCAACAAAUGGCCAUUGCUUUCUACGAAGUUGGCCGUGACACAGAAUAUUCUUCAACUGAAACUCGCCAGUCCUCUAGGUCCUGUGAUGUGUGUACUGGAAUGAUCUCUCAUGGCCUUGCCUACUAUACCUGCAAUACUUGUUUCAAUUUUGACAUUUGUCUGGCCUGUCAAUCUUUCGGUCUUCUAUGCUUAAGUUCUUCUCAUGAUUGGACUCUUAAUUGA